Messenger RNA from Naegleria lovaniensis, 1089 nucleotides. RefSeq lists its product as uncharacterized. Bases 1 to 1089 code for a protein of 362 amino acids. The record is from RefSeq and is a predicted model, not a curated record. Gene Ontology annotation, molecular function: catalytic activity. Lineage: Eukaryota; Heterolobosea; Eutetramitea; Acrasida; Naegleriidae. The transcript has a single exon.
AUGUCAUUUCGACCAAUAACCUCCCGAUCUGCCAUCACAACACCAAACAUGAUUCUCACAAACAAACCCAAUGAACAACAACUCAUCACCCUUCCUAAAAUCAAUAUCAUGACCUACAAUGUCAACUUUGGAGGUGUUUCAUGGGACGGAGUGGCAAAUCUCGGAGGCCAACGAGCUUUACAAGCCAUUCAUGAACACUCUCACGAGUUGGACAUUGUAUGCUUGCAAGAAACACAUCAAGGCUGGGAAUAUGCCUUGAAUCAUUUCAAACCCACUGUAUCAUCAUCAUCAAUAACAACCACUUCCGUUACCACACCCUCCUCACUCCGAUCCGCCUUUCCUCAUCAAUACUGGGAUCAUACCAAAACCAAUCAUUAUUUAGCGAGUGGAAGUGCUGUCCUCGCGAGUCGCCAUUUCGACCUUAACGUUCAAAUGCUUGAGAGUCGAGUGCAAGGCUCAUUUUUUGAUGCCAUGCAUAUCGUCGUUAAGGAUUUGAGACGACGAGAUUUCUCUUCUUCAACAUUGCAACAUGAAGAGAUUGGAAUUUCAGAAAUGGAAUCAAAUUUGGAAGAACAUGAGGAUUUCAUGAUGGAGGACGACGACUCCACAGCCACCACAAGCACUGCUGCAUCCUCUCCCAUUUUACAAAUUCUGAAUUUACAUUUGAGGCCGCCUUUAUCGUUUGACAGUAGCAACUUUCUCGACAAUGCAGCUGCGUAUUUGUGGAAAACGACAUCGGUGCGGAGAGAUGAAGUGAAAAGUUAUGUGGAACAAGCUCUCCAAAAGCAUCCCAAUGUUCCAUUGAUUUUAUUGGGUGAUUUCAAUGAGAAGAGUAGUGUGGGUGUGUUGUCUUCGAAAGACUCUUUUGCUAAAUAUUUAAAUGAGUUGGAAUAUAUUGAUGCCUUACAAGAUGCCACGACGUGGUAUUGGCCAUUGAAAGGUUCUUUCAGUUUGUGGGGUUCCUAUGAUCAUGUGUUUUAUAGGAAACAAGAGUGGAAGGUUGAAAAGCAACACAUUUUGCAGGAAUACAAAGAGUGUGCAUCGGAUCAUUUGCCUUGUAUUGUUACUUUAAGGAAAGUAAAUCAUUGA